UGUUUUUAAAAAUAAACUCAAUCCAAAUUGUUUGUCAAUUAAAAACGUAAGCUCAUGUUUCAUUUGUGGAAUAUUCAAUCAAUGCUCAAUAUCUCAUUGAAUUCAGUUUAUUUUGAAAACUAUAAUAUGCAUUUAUUCAAAAGUAUCUAACUGCGAAAGGAAAUACAUAUACAUUGAAAAAUAAAUCAAAACAAAAUAAUCAACGCAAUGGAAAACCGCAAAAGGCAAUUAAAAGCUCAUCGAAGAAAUGUGGUUCGAAAAAAUACAAGUCACCAUGGAAGAUCCACAAAACUACAGAACCUCGAAUUAUCAAAUUAUUCUCCUUCAAUCAAGAUUCAACAUAAUCGAGGUCCUUUAACAAGUUCGUCUUCUUCGAAUUCAUCAUCAAUGAAGGCAUUUAUUUUCAAUACUGAUACUUUGGGUCGGAAUCAAUACUUUCCUUCCUUGCCCAGAGAAUCAACAGAUCGAAGAAUUGUGAAAUAUCACAAUACUCCUAGGACUUUACUUUUAAAAAGCCCUUCUCUCAACAAGCUUAUUCAAAGCACUUUCAUUUUGGGCGGAGUCAACUCUAAUCUAAACUUGAACGAAAUACAUAUUUGUGAUAGAACAACAUCGGAAUGCAUCCAAUAUUUGAAAAAUUUUUCGGGAAACACUUCACCAUCGGACCGUGAUAUAAUCUUUGGAAAUGCAAGGAAACUAUUGAAACAAACUUGUGGCUGGGAGAAUUCACGCAUUCAAUGGUUGUUGGACUUGGAACGACGACAAGAAAUGCGUCGUACUAAAGAGCAAUGCUACGAAGAAGACCUCAUGGAAAUGAUUUGUUGUUUUCCAUUAAACUUGAAUAUGCUAACUUAGAAAACUGAUUAGGUCCUUUUGUGUUCAAUAAUGUAAUUUUACUAAAACGUUGAUUUAUAAAUAAAAUGGAAUGUUAUAAGCAAACAA
Molecule: messenger RNA, 942 nt
Organism: Episyrphus balteatus (marmalade hoverfly)
Lineage: Eukaryota; Metazoa; Arthropoda; Insecta; Diptera; Syrphidae
Exons: 2
Coding region: 208-855 (215 amino acids)
Source: RefSeq, a predicted model, not a curated record